UUAUAAGAUGGCCGCUCUCAGGUUUCUAUCUGCCAUGGCUAAGACCGACUCUAUCUUCUCGCUGUUCGUUAAUUCAGCGACUAGUUGGGAAACGGGUUUAAGCAAUAUAUUUCGCUUGGCUUUUCAUUCCCAUUGAUGAAUCCAUCACUAUCGACCAGUUUGCGCCGUGAUGCGGAAUCAAAAUCUGCACGUAACGAAGAUGACCGUUUAAUUAUGCGGUUGAGAAAUGACGAGGAGAUGCUAAGACGCAGGCGAAAAUGGAUGCGCCAACGAGAGCUGGAGAGAGAACACGAAAUAUUAAAAGAGCACAUGAUAAGGGACUAUGAGAAAAAACGGGCAGAAGCUAUGAAAUUACGCAAGGAAGCGUCUUUGCGUCAUCGAAGCAAGAGCAACAGUAAGUCACCGACGUAUCGACAUAGAGAAAAAUCUACGUCGAGUGCUACUUCCAAGUCUGAUACUAUGUUCACAAAAUUAGAUGAGUCCACAAGUGGGGCAGUACCUUUAUUCGAGAGUCCUAAGGGCACACAGAUUAGUACUAAAGAAUUACGUCGAAUUAAAGUUGAUAUUCGCAGGAAUAUUCCUGUGAAAGAGCCGGUUACUGAACACAUACAACGGGAUAUAGUUAAUCCCGAGGAAGUAAUCGUCAAGAGAAGAGCGGGAGAAGGACGUAAACCAAUAUUCGAAAGGGAUGAAAUAAAAAAGGUGGUUGAUGGAGUGGAGGAACGACGUACGGUUGUAGCCAUAGACGGCGAGCAAUCAGGAAAAUUGCGAAUUUCCAAAAGACGUUCGCCAUCAUUUAGCUCUAACAGGAGUCGCAGUUGUAGUCCUGGAUAUCGGGCUCCCACCAGAUAUCGAAAUACCGAAUCGAAAAAUUAUAAUAGUGUAGAGUACGAUUAUCAUAAAAGUGACAGACAUAGUAAUACAGAAAGUAAGGAACAUAAAGAAAAACAUAUUGACAGAGAGGAAAGAAUACUUGAUGGUAAUCGUUCAUAUUCCGGAGAACGCGGCACAGGCAGUUUUCAUUCCAAAUCUAUCGUAGAAAAUAAAUCUUACCGCAGUCGAUAUCGAGAUAGAUCAAGUGAACGUUCUCGGGAAAGAAGAGACAGAGAUAGAGAUAGGGAUAGAGAUAGAGAUAGAGAUCGAGAUAGAAAUAGAAACAGAGACAGAUCCAAGGAUAGAAAAGAUACACCACAUUAUGUUGAACAUGUACCCUUGCGUAUUUAUUAUGAUACUUUUCCUCCGAGACCAUUCGUGGUGAGUCCUAUGGUCAUUCCUAGAGGACAGGUUCCUCCUUUGGGAAGAGGCCGGCAUCCUCCUUUAAUGGCACCAGUUAGGCCAUUUCCACCGCGAUUUGUUCCACCUGAUAUGUAUAGAAUGGGACCUCCAGCUCCUAAUCCAAGAUAUGGACCUAUAUUUGGAUAAAAUCAAGAAAGGAAUCAAAUUGUUUUUGGGUUCACUUGCGGGCAAGUCGGAUCAUGUGCUUUGGCACAUUCUUAUUCGAACGUGUGCAUUUGGAAAUUUAUAUUCGAUAAAAUUUACAUUUGUUUAAACGAAUGUACAAGUCUGAAUUCACAAUAGAUAUAUAGUAAACUUUCGACUUUUUUCUCGAAGUAAUAAAAUAUAACAAUUUUUGACAAAAAGCAUGUUACCAAAAAUUGCAAUAACGUUUAAAUAUUAGUAAUUGCGAAGUAUUUAAUGAUGCUGGAAACGUUUUAGUAUUUAAUGAUGCUGGAAAUGCUUUUGCUCAAAAUUGCGUUACAAUUUAAUGUUUAGAGCAAAAGACUAAAGGCUUACUACACCUAUUAUGGAUUCGGAUUAAGGAACAACACGAAAAAAAUACUUGUAUUAAGUUCUUAACGUAAUUCUAUUAUACGUGCGUGUUAUAGAUUUUGGGUAUAUUUUGGGGUUUUAUAUAUAUACACAUACAUAUAUAUAAUAUACAUAUAUAUACAUAAAUACAUACGUACAUACAUACAUACA
Messenger RNA from Dinoponera quadriceps, 1980 nucleotides. RefSeq lists its product as uncharacterized. The coding region runs from base 136 to 1422 and encodes 428 amino acids. The record is from RefSeq and is a predicted model, not a curated record. NCBI's taxonomy places the organism in Eukaryota, Metazoa, Arthropoda, Insecta, Hymenoptera, Formicidae. The transcript is spliced from 10 exons.